Colletotrichum aenigma is the source of this 720-nucleotide messenger RNA. RefSeq lists its product as uncharacterized. Lineage: Eukaryota; Fungi; Ascomycota; Sordariomycetes; Glomerellales; Glomerellaceae. The coding region runs from base 1 to 720 and encodes 239 amino acids. The transcript has a single exon. The record is from RefSeq and is a predicted model, not a curated record.
AUGAGACGGUCGUUCUUCAUCACUGCACUUGGCCUACUCAGUGCUGCUGCCGCUGUUGCUGUCUCCCAGCCUGCCCCUUACCCUCUGCGCUUCGAUGACGUCGUCGCUGUGAACGAGGAUGGUUCCCACAGAAUUCUCAAGACGGCAGAGUACGACGCUCUACUUGCGCGUGUUGCGCCCAGAACUGUCCAGAUGACCGUGCCAUCUACUGCCGGGGACAGCGUCGCCCGUCGCGACUGCGGAAGGAGCACGGAGGUCCAGGUCGAGUCCGACGAGGAGUUCCUCAACUGGGAUGUCGCCAUCUCGCCCAUACUGAGCUCCCAUGGUGGCACUGCCACCGCCUCUGUGGCCAAAGGCUACUCCGUUGGGAAUUCAGUCAGUGUUAGCUCAACCGCCAACGUUGCUUUCGCAAAAGUGGCCCUAGGCAUGUCUCUCUCAGUCAACUACGCCCAGCGGUGGACGACUUCCGACAGCCAGACACUCAGCUUCACCGUCCCCGAAGGCCAGCAUGCCCUCGUCGUAUCGCAGCCGCUCGUCCGCCGUGUCACCGGGCGUCUGCUCACCGGCUGCAGUCAUCGCCCGAUCAGUACGCCGUUCACUUCUGACACCUACACUGACCAAAGCUUCGGCAAUCUCGAUUUCGUCAAAGGCGUCAUCCGACUUUGCAACAGCACCGUCUACCCCAUCCCUUACUGCAACGGUCAGGGCUUCCACUACUAA